AUGUUGGAGACCAUAGCACUGGGGAAUAUCGGGGUGGUUUCACUUCGGAUGGGAAAUCUGCACGCCGCUCAGGCGCACUUCGAGCAAGCGCUCGAGCAGUGCAGUCUGGUUGGGGAUAAAAGCGGUGCGGCGGUUUGCUUGUUGCUCCUGGGGGAGAUUUAUUUGGAUAUUCACAACUACUUUCAUGCGCUUUUUUUCUUCGAGCAUGUCCUACGGCUUGGUGGGGAGGCUGGAAUUCCAGAUAUUGUCGAUUUGGCUCGCGUGAAUAUCGGUAUUGCGAAAGGAAACGCCGCAAUGCGAGACAUGGUAGCCGGACAUGCACGGGCAAUGCAACAUGAAAUGGAUGUUGAAACUAUUAUCAGUGUACUUCCACGCUGA
Messenger RNA from Phytomonas sp. Hart1, 378 nucleotides. The record is from the annotation of a GenBank genome assembly. Lineage: Eukaryota; Euglenozoa; Kinetoplastea; Trypanosomatida; Trypanosomatidae.